AAAUUCUAACUAGUAAAACCGCUUACGGUAUAACUAUUCGCAACUAGUUGCAUAGUUUUUUUUGUGUAAAAUUUACUUACAAAGUGAACGCCAUUGCGACCACUUAGUACAAAACAUCAGUGAAGAAUCUUUAAGAUCGCCAUUUUCUACAAGGAAUAUCACCACCAUUAAAACCAUCCGUUUUUUUAAAUAAAAUUUUUGGAAAAUUAAGGUGCGUAAAAAAUAAAUUUCAAGUGUUAGAACAAAAAGAAAAAAGAAAAAGUGCAAAAAGAAUAAAGAUAAACUAAAUAAAAAUUUGUUUAUUAAAUUUAUUUACACAUACACAGAAAUAUUGUGUACUUGUGAUUGAUCGCUUUGCCAACUGUUUUUUUUUUGUUUUUGUUUGACAGUAGUGACUACCCUUUUUGUCAGUGCUAAAUAGAUCUACCGUGCGUUUGUUUACAUAGAUGGACAGACAUAUUGAAAAUAAAAAUUAAAAAAGAAAAAACAAAAGAAAAUAAAUUUUUAUUUAAAGAAAGUGCGAAAAAUAAUUUUAAUAACAUCGCGUGUUAAAGAAUAUUAAUUAAAUAAUAACAAAUAAAAAAUAAUAAUAAAGAUAGUAACAAAUAAAACAAAGAAGAAGUGAAAUAAAUAAAGAAUAUUGUGUUUAUGUACCUUGUACAUAAUCUUUAUAUACAAUAAUCUGCUUCUUCUUCCGUUUUGAGUUGUUACCCUACGGUCGGUCAGUUUGACUAAUAUUAAAUUUGGUUAUUAUUUAAAUAUUUUUUCACAAUUUUUAAUAAAAUUUGUAUCAAAUUUGCAAUUUUUAUUAAAUUAUUUGUUUUCUUUUGUGCAAUUUAAAUACGUUACGCAAUACUAAAUCGCGAUAAAUUCUAGUCUUUUAAAUAAAGAUAAAAUUAAAUUGCAAUUGAAUUAUUAAGUUUAUUUUUUGUUAAUCGUAUUUAAAUUAAAAUGACUAUGUCUCCGUCAGCUCUUGAUCGCUUUAUUAGAGCUUCUGAUGCUCUCAUAAGCUUUGAAGCUAACAUGAACAAUCUUAGGGAAGAAAGACUUACUGUUUUUAGCUUGGAGGUUCAUUCCGAUGAAUUGAAAAUUUUAAUGAACGAGGUUAAAUCAACUUAUCAGACUUGUCUAGACUAUUUAUCUACUUCGGACACGACGGAUCCUGAUGAGAUAGAUGUCGUUUCAUCGAAAUAUCAGACAACUUAUAAUGCGUUUGUUAACUGUUUGUCGAAUAUUAAAGAACGACUGCAUAUGUAUGCCCAAGCUCAAAAGACUAGUGAUUCACCGGUAGUUAGCCAGAACAGUACAGAAACUCACCACAGUUUAGUAGUACCGCCAUGUGAUGUUGAGACUUUUGACGGGGAUUAUCUCUCUUGGCCUGCCUUUAGGGAUCUAUUUACGGUUCUAUACGUGAAUAAUACUCGUCUCACCAACGUAGAAAGAAUGUGUCAUCUUAUACGUAAGACUAGUGGUGAUGCAAAGGAAAUAGUUGCUAAAUAUCCUAUUUCACAUUUAGGAUUUGAUAUGGCGUGGAAUAGCCUUAGGGCGGCUUAUGAAAAUCCACGUAUGUUGGUUAACAACCAACUUAAAUCUCUUUUUAAUCUCCCUAUUAUUGAAAAGGAAACUUCUGAAGGUCUCAAGACCAUACAAAGGGGUAUAAACAGUUGUCUUUCGGCAUUAUCAAUAUAUAACGUUUCGACGGAAAAUUGGGAUCCGAUAAUUGUUUUCCUUUGUAUUCAACGACUUCCCGAUAACUCUGUUACCUUAUGGGAACAAAGUAUAAAAGACAAAUUCGUAUUGUCUUUAUGGAAAGAUUUAGAUGCAUUUCUGACAGAAAGAAUUCAGACCUUAGAAUGUCUACGUGACAUAAGGGAAGUUCCACAAACUAAAAGAUUAUCGACUCCAAAGGUGAAGGCGCACCAUACCACUUCAUCUUCUUCCUUUUCUUGUAUUUUAUGCAAGAACCAAGGUCAUUUUCUACGGGAUUGUAAGAGAUUUAAGAAGCUUUCGGUCAUGGACAGAUUCUCGACUGUUAAGAAACAUCAUUAUUGUAUUAAUUGUUUGUCACGAACACAUGAAGUAAAAGAGUGUAAGAGUCAGCAUUGUUGUUCUAUUUGUAAAAAGAAGCACAAUACUAUGUUACAUAGAAAUGUGCCUACUUCAGAAGAUUCAAAUGGAAGUUCUAGAACUUCUAAUGCGGGUGCGAGUACAAGUGCAAUAUCACAAGCUGCUCCAUCUAUACCCACAGAAUCUUCUCAAGUAGCAACUCCUAACAGCUCUAGCUCUUCGUCUACUAUUAAUCGACAGGCGUUUUAUACUUCGCAAAACCAAACCGUAUUGUUAGGGACAGCGAUGGUGAAUAUUCAUCACCAGGGUAUGACGUACCCAGCUCGUGCUCUCAUUGACCCUGCUUCGGAAUCAUCAUUUAUUUCCGAAAGAGUACAGAAUCGCUUAAAAAUUUUGACGCAAUCGACGAAUGCUCAAAUAUCUGGUAUCAACCAGGCGAAUUCUGUAACAUCAAGGAAAUCGUGUUCCAUUUAUAUUGGCACGCCCUUGGACUCUUCAAUGGUUUUGAGUACAGUAGCUCUCGUUUUGCCAACGAUCUCUGGUGAUUUACCCUCAUUUGUUAUAUCGAAUGAGUAUCGAAAUGAUUUGCCAAAUAUACGUUUAGCGGAUACAAACUUAUUUGAUUCUAAACCAGUAGAUCUACUCUUAGGGGCAGAUUUAUAUCCACAAAUUAUAAUGGGUUCAGUUAGAAAGGUUUUAGGGACAUUAGUGGCUCAGAAAACUAUUUUCGGCUGGAUUAUUACUGGUCCAGUUCCUCAGUCUUCAAUUCAGGUAUACAGCACUAGAGUUGAAUUUUCUGAAGAAGAUAAUAUAAAUAGUACCUUACUUAGAUUUUGGGAAAUAGAGGAACCUCCUAAACGGAAACUUAUGUCAGCACAUGAUCGUAUGUGUGAGGACAAUUAUAGGAAAACUACUCGUAGGGACUCUGAUGGUAGAUAUGUGGUAACAUUACCAUUUAAACCUGAAUUUCCUGAUACGUUAACUUUAGGUCAGUCUAAACAGAAUGUUAGGGCACAAUUUAUACGGACAGAAUCCGCUCUCUUAAGAAAUCCUGACAUCAAGAAUAUGUAUGAUGACGUCGUUAGGGAAUAUUUAACUUUAGACCAUAUGCGUCUAGUUAAAUACUCUCCUUAUUCUUCUUGCUAUCUGCCUCAUCAUCCAGUUAUAAAAUUGGACAGAAAGACCACAAAAUUACGUGUGGUUUUCAAUGCGUCAAACAAAACGUCUAACGGCAACAGUCUUAACGAUUGUUUAUUUGUGGGACCCACAUUACAGGCAGAUCUCGUUCUCCUGAUUUUACGAUGGCGCUUUUUUAGGUUUGUGUUUAAUUGUGAUAUAACACAAAUGUAUAGGCAAAUUAGACUUGAUAGGUCUCAUACUCCAUUUCAACGAAUUUUGUUUCGUGAUUCUCCGACGGAGGAAAUUCAAGAGUAUGAGUUGCAGACUGUAACCUUCGGUGUUAAUUGUGCACCAUAUCUUGCCAUUCGUACCUUGGUACAAUUGGCUGAAGAUUCCGAAGCUGAGUACCCUCUAGCGGCGAAAAUACUUCGGAAAUGUAUGUACGUCGAUGACGUAUUAACUGGGACUCACGAGAUCCCAACCGCUUUGAUCGCUCGCGAUCAACUUAUAGCGGCUUUAGCAUCAGCGGGUUUUGUUCUAAGGAAAUGGACUUCGAAUGAGAAAGCCAUCUUAUCUGGUAUACCCGUUGAGCAUUUAGUAGAUGCCAAACUAUUGACAUUUAUUGAGUCAAGUAGCUCAAAAACACUUGGGUUACAGUGGAAUGCUCAUUCGGACUCGUUUUAUUUUAAUGUGGAUCGUAUUUCGAUGCGAUCAAGUCACACGAAAAGAGAGGUACUAUCUAUAAUAGCUAGAUUAUUUGACCCUGUUGGAUGGUUAGGACCAGUCAUUAUUGUCGCUAAGAUGAUAAUGCAAAAGGUUUGGCAAGACCAAAUUGAUUGGGACGCAUCCCUUAAGCCCGCUACUGAAGCCGAAUGGCAAAAAUUUGCUGCUUCAUAUCAUGAAGUCAACGACAUUCAGAUUCCUAGAUGGGUUAAUUAUAUACCUAAUUCUACAGUGGAGCUUCAUGUCUUUUCAGAUGCAUCUGAAAAAGCUUAUGCAGGUGUAAUUUACGCUAGAGUCGAAAGACCUAACGGCGAAAUUUAUACCCAUCUGUUAACUGCUAAAACGAAAGUAGCUCCCAUCAAAUCAAUUUCUCUACCACGACUUGAACUCUGUGGUGCAGUUCUUGCGACGGAUCUUUUAAAAUCCGUAUUAUUUGAAAUUGACAUCCCAUUAUGUCAAAUAUAUUGUUGGACUGAUUCUACAAUCGUCCUUGCUUGGCUGAAAAAGGACCCUUGUUCAUGGGCAACCUUUGUAGCCAACAGAGUUUGUAAAAUUCAGGAAGUGGUCGGAAGACAUAAUUGGCACCAUGUCAAAUCUGAAGACAACCCAGCAGACUUGGGAAGUCGGGGUAUUUCACCCUCUGAUUUAACACAGAACAAUCUGUGGUGGCAUGGACCAAUUUGGCUUCAGGAAAAGAGCACUACCUGGAAUCUAGGAAACUUGGCUUUAUUAGAUACGGACUUAGAGGCUCGAGCAGUAAAAUCUCAUGCUUCAUUUUUUUCGAAUUAUGAAGAUAUUCUUGAGAGAUUUUCUUCUCUUGAUAGGGCAAUUCGAGUGUUAGCCUAUGUAUUUAGAUUUUUCUAUAAUACUCACCCGGCUCAUAAAAAUCGAAAUUCUUUUGAGACUACCAUCGUGACAAACAUUGAGGUUAAGAAAGUAAAACUGCGAUUGGCCAUUUUGGCGCAAAAAGUAAACUUUGUCGAAGAAUACCAAUGUCUUUUGAAUAAAAGACCUCUAUCUUCGAAAAGUCCUUUAUUGACUUUGAAUCCAUUUCUGGAUAAUGAGGGUGUUAUGAGACUUAAUGGUCGUUUGACAAAAUCACCUUCAUUAGUCUAUACGGAACGGCAUCCCAUAUUGUUGCCAUAUUCUUGUCGCUUUACCCGUCUUUUGAUUGAGUUCGUACAUACGAUUUCUAUUCACGGUGGAAAUCAGUUAAUGCUCCGGAUCUUAAGGAUCGAAUAUUGGGUACCUCGACUAAAAACACUAGUUCGAGCUGUUAUUAAUCGGUGCAAACGGUGUAUUCUUGACCGUAAGCGCACUUGUACCCAAAUAAUGGCAGCAUUGCCCCCCGAACGAACUCAAAUAGGUAGACCAUUUACUACAACUGGAGUCGACUUUGCUGGGCCUUUUGACAUAAGGAACUUAAAUAGUAGAUCGUGUCAAACUUUAAAGGCCUACGUUUGUAUUUUUGUCUGUUUUGCGACUAAGGCCAUUCAUUUAGAAGUCACUUCAGAUUUGUCAACUGAUAGAUUCUUGGCUGCUUUUAAUCGUUUUAUAUCGAGACGAGGUUGUCCUACUACUAUGUUCUCCGAUAACGGAACGAACUUUGUGGGAGCUUCUCGUGAACUGGAAAGGGAUUUUAGAACAUUUUUGUCAGAAAGUCGUGCUCGUAUGUGUUCCACUUAUGGUAUUAAUGGACUAACAUGGCGAUUUAUUCCUGCUGGCGCUCCUCAUAUGGGAGGCUUAUGGGAAGCGGGAGUUCGAAGUUUUAAACUUCAUUUCCGUAAAGAAGCUAAGUCCGUGAAAUAUACCUUUGAGGAACUAUCGACGGUUCUUGCAAGAAUUGAGGCUUGUCUUAAUUCGAGACCGUUGUGUCCGAUGAGUAAUGAUCCGAAUGAGCCAGCAGCUCUUACUCCUGGUCAUUUUUUGAUCGGAUCUCCAAUUUUGGCUCCGCCGGAGCCUUCUAUAUUUGAAUCCCCAAUAAGUUUGAUAAAUCGAUACAUGAAAGUUAAAGCACUAACUCAUCAUUUCUGUAGACGAUGGAAGGAGGAAUAUCUUUCAAAUCUUCACAAGAGAUAUAAAUGGAAGUGGCCAGAGAGAGAUUUAACAAUUGGUGACUUAGUAGUUAUAAAAAAUGAACAAAUGUCUCCAACUUCCUGGAAACUAGGUAGAGUUGUUAAAACUUAUCCGGGAAGUGAUGAACACGUUCGCGUAGCUGACAUACGAACAGAAAAUGGCAUUAUAAAGCGACCAAUCACAAAAUUAGUCGUUUUGACUAAUGAAACUUUGUAAAAUGAAAAAUAUUAAAUAAAUUUCCUUGUUCCUAGUACCAUGGACGCUUUAACCAUUGCAAUGGAAGAUGCGCUAUUAGAAUCCGACAAGGAAGUAAUGGAGGUGGAGGACCAAGGAUCAAAGGUGGCUACAGUAGCUAAUCUAGCCCCUGUUCCAGCCCCUGCUCCAAUACCUGAUCCAGUUCCUGCUCCACAAGCUACGUCAACACCUGCUACAGCACCUGCUCCAGCUCCUGCUUCAGCACCUGCUCCAGCACCUGUUUUAGCAUCCGAGUUGCCUGCUAUAAUGAUCGCUUGUCCAGAUACAGCAGCAGCUUCACCAAUCGCAAAGUCUUCGAAAGAGGAACACUCGGGCUCGAAAGUUUCGGAAUCUUCGAAGUCCAAAUGCCUUCAAUGUAAGGGUAAACAUCCCCUUUAUAAAUGUGCGCACUUCCGAAAAUUAAGUCACGAGCAGAAGCUACGAUUUGUCGUGUUACAUCGCAAUUGCUACCGGUGCUUAUCGACCAAGCAUUUAGCAAACGAUUGUAAAUCGCCAAUGAAAUGUAAUAUCUGUAACGAUAGUCACCACACCCUUUUGCACGCUUCGGGAAAAGGGCCAUCAAAAAAGGUGGUUAAAUCUAAAGGCAAACCCUCGUGUUCCGUUGGCAAUACGGUCAAAGCUCGAUCGAAACCUACACCGUCCCAGAUAUCUAGUGUGCCAGUAAGACACGUGAUAAGCCUUUCUCCUACAUUAAAGGUUAAUUUGCUGAUCGGUAAUAGGAGAAUAUUAGUGCGCGCGGUGAUAGAUUUAUGUUGUUCAAUGUCCUACGUAUGUGAGUCCUUAAUUCAGCAGCUUUCGCUGCCGGUUUCGACCCUAAACGGGGACAAAAUAAGUCGUUUGACCAUUGCGUCAAUAUAUGCGCCUUAUCCGCAAAUAACAUUAACGGCAACGGUGAGGAAAAUGCUUGGGAUACGGACACCCACGGAAACAAUUUCGACCGAAAUUUUGUCGUUAUUUGAUGGGAUUCAGUUAGCUGAUCCCAACUUUAAUCAAUCGGGAAACGUCGCGCUGGUGUUAGGACCCGAAUUGAGUUCGGCCAUAAUUAAAGGAAAAAUCCAUUCGAGCCCGGGAAUUCCUCUUGCGCAAUACACUUUGUUUGGAUGGGUCAUUUCAGGCCAAUCCCCGUAUUAAAAUAAUAAAAUUCAUUUAAUUUGACCUGUGAAUCUUAUUUAUUCAUGGGUACAGUCGAAGGACUGAAAAAACCUGCCUUCGGGACUUCGGUUCUGUGGGGAAAGUCGAGAGACUUCGUAAAAAUCUGCCUUCGGGACUUCGGUUCUGUGGGGAAAGUCGAGAGACUUCGUAAAAAUCUGCCUUCGGGACUUCGGUUCUGUGGGGAAAGUCGAGAGACUUCGUAAAAAUCUGCCUUCGGGAUUUCGGUUCUGUGGGGAAAGUCGAGAGACUUCGUAAAAAUCUGCCUUCAGGACUUCGGUUCUGAGGGGAAAGUCGAGAGACUUCGUAAAAAUCUACCAUGGUCCUUGGACCUUUCGUCGAUAUAUUUAAAAUUUGAAAAAAAAAAUAAUAAUAAUUAUGAAAAAAAAAAAAAUUGAAAAGAAAACAAAUUAUAUAAAGAAUAAUAACGAAGACUGUAGAUAUUAUAUAAGUUUAUUCUAGAUUUAAAAACCUUUAUUUCUCCUCUGUUUGUUGCAACGGACUUCGUCGUCGCAAGGUGGCCGGCAAUGUUCAAUUUAGAACUUUAUUUGAAACCCUAUUUUCUAUUCCCUUUAUACUACGUUAGGAUUUAUCUAACUACUUCUUUUUUCAUCCUUGAAAAAGUGUAGAGAUAAAUUCUAACUAGUAAAACCGCUUACGGUAUAACUAUUCGCAACUAGUUGCAUAGUUUUUUUUGUGUAAAAUUUACUUACAAAGUGAACGCCAUUGCGACCACUUAGUACAAAACAUCAGUGAAGAAUCUUUAAGGUAAAGUUAAAUUUAAUAAAUAAACUUUUUAUUGAAAAAACUA
Messenger RNA from Lucilia cuprina (Australian sheep blowfly), 8200 nucleotides. RefSeq lists its product as uncharacterized. Bases 952 to 6201 code for a protein of 1749 amino acids. Gene Ontology annotation, biological process: DNA integration. Gene Ontology annotation, molecular function: zinc ion binding; nucleic acid binding. The record is from RefSeq and is a predicted model, not a curated record. The transcript has 2 exons. Lineage: Eukaryota; Metazoa; Arthropoda; Insecta; Diptera; Calliphoridae.